GACAAAUGCUGCUUGUAUUGGUGAUAGGUUUCCCAAGCUACUUGCAGCCAUAUUUCCCUUUAACUCAAAGGUUACCUCUCUGCCAGAAUAAAAGGCUUAAGCUUCUCCCAUUUUCCUUCAAGCCCAGGAAGACUGGUCUCUAACCUUUGUUGCACUUUGAGGACUACCAGUUCUGGACGUGUACUACUUGGUGUAUCAGAAGGAUGCAAGAGAACAGCUUGGAACCGAAUACGUCACUAGCUCAAAUUUUGAGAGAGAGCUACAUGGUUGACUCAAGAGCUGAGCGAAGGCAUGGUGAAACGGGGUCUGUGGACGCGUCUCCUCAGCAUCUGCUUUAUGGAACUCACCGUGGAAAAUCAGAAGGCUCUGUUGGACAGGAGGACCUUCCGGACCUCUCGGCCUUCUUAAGCAGUGAAGAGCUGCACAAAAGCGUCAACCUGGCACGGCAAGCCAUUGGUCAAGGCCCACAGGAAGAGAGGCUGGGGGAUGGCCCCCAUGCCCAAAACCCAUCACCUGAGAAAAGGAGGUACCCACAGUCUCAUCCACUGUCACCAGACAGGCAAACACAGCCAUCCGCUACCAAAGAAAACAGAAUCAAGAAUAACAGGAACCCAACAGAAUCUCAUUCAGAUUUUCAAAGGCCAGUAAGAAACACCCCGUAUGGACCUGAGACUCAGUCUAAAAAGGAAUUCCUUAACAAGGCCGCCGACUUCAUAGAAGAACUGUCUUCACUCUUUAAGGCCAACAGUUCUAAAAGGGUACGUCCCCGUGCCUGCAAAGCUCACAGAAGCAGAUCUAAUGUAAAGACUCAGUCAGACAGUGCUGUUUUUGCUUUCAAUUCAGAAGACAGAGAGAGACCAAUCUCCCUCUCACCUGACCAACUGAUAAUGGAAACAGGUGACAGAGAAGGUACCACCCCACCCAUUGGUAAUCAGCUGGACAUACAAGAGAGUUGCUUGGAGGAGGAAGAGUGUGGACAAGAGGAGGAAGAGUGUGGACGGGAGGAGGCUGAAGAGACUGAGCUCUGUGAUGGUGGAGAGGUGGAAGAAUGUGAAGCUGAAGGCCUGGAUUUAACCGCGGUCGAGCAGUCUGCAGAGCCUGUUCCAGAUCCUCCUAGGUUCAUUCAAAAGCUUAAGAGUAGAGAGGUACCAGAGGGUAGCAAGGUUCAGUUGGACUGCAUUGUAAGAGGAUUUCCUGUCCCUGAAGUUAGGUGGUUUUGUGAGGGGAAGGAGCUGGAGAACAGUCCUGAUAUUCAGAUUCUCAGCGUUGGAGAGCUGCACUCUCUCAUCAUUGCAGAGGCUUUUGAAGAAGACACCGGCCGCUACUCCUGUUUUGCCUCCAACUUCUAUGGCACGGACUCUACCUCUGCAGAAAUCUACAUUGAAGGUGCUUCUUCUUCUGAUUCAGAUGGAGAGCAGCAUUUUGUUGGUGUAACACAGGUGCCAAGGAAGACUUCUGCGUCUUUUCCCGUUUCACCACCAUCAACCAUUGUGGAAAAUUCCCUUUCCGCCCAGCCACCUGUCUGUCUGCCAGUUACACAGUAUCCUGAACAGGAAGCGCCUACUCUGCUACCUCUACAGGUGGCCACAACCCUAUCUGCACAAGUUUCCACUCCGCUACCUGCUCAGGAGUUGUCCACUCCUCUAUCUGCAGAAGUGGUAUCUAGUUCUCCACCAGCAGAGGUAUCUCCACUAUUACCUGCACCUGUGUCCACUGCAGAGGAAGUGCCCACUCCAAUACCGGUGCAGGUGUCUACUUCCCUCCCUGCACAGAUAACCACUGUGCUACCUGCAGAGGAGGUGUCCCCUCCAUUAUCUAUACAGGUGUCCACUCUUCUACCUGUACAGGAGGUUUCCACCCCGUUGCCUGUGCAAGUGUCCACUCCACUAACUGCACAGGUGACUACACAAAUACCUGUACAGGUGUCCUCAUCAAUAACUGCACCGGUGACAACGCCAAUACCUGUACAGGUGUCCCCAUCACUAACUGCACAGGUGACACAGCCAAUACCUGUACAGGUGUCCCCAUCACUAACUGCACAGGUGACAACGCCAAUACCUGUACAGGUGUCUCCAUCACUAACUGCACAGGUGACAACGUCAACACCUGUACAGGUGUCUCCAUCACUAACUGCACAGGUGACUACGCAAAUACCUGUACAGGUUUCCCCACCAAUAACUGCACAGGUGACAACGCCAAUACCUGUACAGGUGUCCACUCCAGUAACUGCACAGGUGACCACACCAGUGACUGUACAGGUCUCCCCAUCACUGACUGCACAGGUGACCAGGCAAAUACCUGUACAGGUGUCCCCACCACUAACUGCACAAGUGACAAAGCCAAUACCUGUACAGGUCUCCACUCCAGUAACUGUACAGGUGACUACACCAACACCUGUAAAGGUAUCUACUCCACUACCAUCAGAAGAGGUGUCCACUCCACCGCCCAUACAGUUGGUUACCUCACAGAGACCAUUUCUGGAGAGUGAAAACUGCGGUAGCUAUCCACAUGGUUUAGAUGGAAGACCAAUAAUGGCUGCCCCUGUUUUUACGAAGAGUCUUCAGGACGUGUCGGCCUUGGAGGGCCAGCUGGUAGUGCUGGAGUGCCGGGUAAAGGGGGUUCCCUCUCCGCGAGUGGACUGGUACAGAGAAGGGACUGUGAUAGAUGACUCCCCUGACUUCCGAAUCCUGCAAAAGAAGCCCCGCUCCAUGGCAGAAUCAGAGGAAAUAUGCACUUUGGUAAUUGCUGAAGUCUUCCCAGAAGACUCCGGAACAUUCACCUGCACAGCAGUCAACAAAUAUGGGACUGUGUCCAGCAUUGCACAGCUGAAAGUUAAAGCCAAAGCGAGUCGCACUAUUGACACCAAAGCAGCGAGCAAGGGAACUGCGGAGUUUGCCAAGCACAAAGCACCAGAGCCCGUCUCUGCAGUCCUCACUAGGCCCUGUCUGAAACCUCCGGAGGAAGCAAUGUCUGAAUCCCACACGUUCUCUGCGCAUCCGCUCAGCUCCAUAUUAAAGCCCCGGGUGGACCCAGCGCCGGCCGUCUCCAACACCCUCCCCCCUGAUCCCCUCUGCUUCAAGCUGCAAGGGUCAGAGGUCAGUGACGCUGAGCCCUGCACCCGCAGAAUGCUCCCCCGCGACCCUCCCCCCUCCAUUCUCAAGCCCAAACAGGAUGGCUUUGUGGCGGCCUCAGACCCCCCUGUCCCGCCGGGGACCCUGCCGAACUACGCCGAGUCCUGGCCCGGCCCCCCCGCCCCGGAGCCGCCCGCGUCCUGUCUUAAGCCUAAACUGGAAGGGGUCCUGGUGAACCACAAUGAGCCGCGGUCGAGCUCGCGGGUGGGCCUCCGCGUGCACUUCAAACUGCCAGAGGACGAGGCGUCUGAGGACAGUGAAUCCCACGACGCUCUGCACAAAGAACCCCCCCCUGUUCUGGCCAAGCCCAAACUGGACCCUGUGCAACUCCAGCUUCUCCACAACCAAGUACUACUUGAGCAACAGCAAGAAAGUGCCCCUCAAAGCCAGCAGGAGCCAUCCCCCUGGCCCCCCUCAGCUUACCCUGAACCCCAGCCUACCCCCAAUAAUCUCCUCAAUUCCACUGCCACAGCCCUGUCACAGACGGUGCAUACGACCAGCACGAACAUCUCCCAAAGCUACAGUUCCAACAGCAGCAGCAACAACAUGGCGCAGAAUUUCAGCUACACCAGGCCCAGGGAGUUUGUAGCUGCGCAGGGCCUCUCCCCCGUCAGCAGUCUCUCUGAGUCACUCUCGCCCACAGAAUCCCCAGUCCCCUUUCUUAAUGCCAUGGCAGCGCAGUUACCCCAGAGACCUGUCAGUUCCCCCCCAUUUUCUCCUACAGCCAAUCAGGUUACACCCCAUCCCCCCAAGCUCUUGCCAACAAGAGUCCUGAGGUCUCCCACUAGCCCCCCCGUGCUUGUUUCGUCACCCCCUCCGAUGCCCCACCACCUCUUCGGCUCAGGUUUCUCUCUACGGGCACAGUCCCCCCCACAAGCAUCUUCUCCGACCCCCAGUGGAUCCACGCCCAGCCCCAUCCAGAACCCAGUGGCCUUCCUUAGCUCGGUGCUUCCCUCCCUGCCUACAUCUCCUCCACCUCAAACCAAUGCCAUGGGACUGCCCAGGGGCGCCCCUGUCACACCAUCCCAAGGAGCAGUGAAGAGGUUCUCAAGAACCCAUCGAUCUCUCUCAGAUGAGGAGAUCCGGGACAGCAAAGACAACAUUGUACAAGACCUGGAGAGGAAACUACAUUUCAGAGACAAUUCUGCCCAAAAUGGGCAACAGAAACCUGCAUAUGAGAGGCAAAGUGGCAGACAGCUUGGACCAAACACUCCUGUAACUACUUUUAAUUACAAUGAGGAGUAUCGGGUGUCUAACUUCGAGCAAAGGCUGAUGAGUGAGAUUGAGUUUCGCCUGGAGCGAACACCAGUGGAGGAGUCUGACGAUGAAGUUCAGCACGAUGAGAUCCCCACUGGGAAAUGCAUUGCACCCAUCUUUGACAAGAAACUCAAGAACUACCGAGCCAUGGAGGGAGUGCCUGUGACAUUCAGCUGUAAAGUAGUUGGAAUUCCUGUUCCAAAGGUUUACUGGUUUAAGGAUGGAAAGCAGAUAUUGAAGAAAAAUACACAUUAUAAGAAGAUGAGAGAGGGGGAUGGAACCUGUGCUCUUCACAUCGAGGCCACCACAAAUGACGAUGAUGGGAACUACACUGUGAUGGCCGCCAACCCUCAGGGAAGAAUCAGCUGCUCUGGUCAUUUGAUUGUCCAGACUGGACCCAUACGGAGUCGGCUGACCCCGAUGAUCCAUUCUCAAAGAAUACGGUCCCGGGCGCAGGAAGCGGAGGAAGGGGAGCCUAUUCAGGAGCGCUUCUUUCGACCUCACUUCCUGCAGGCCCCAGGGGACAUGUUGGCUCAUGAAGGAAGAGUGUGCAGGUUGGACUGCAAGGUAAGUGGGCUACCAAGCCCAGACUUGAUGUGGCUUGUCAACGGGAAACCGAUUCUUCCGGAUUUUUGCCACAGAAUGCUGGUGAGGGAAAAUGGAGUUCACUCCCUGCUCAUCGACCCACUGAAGCAAAGUGAUGCAGGAACCUACACAUGUAUCGCAACAAACAAAGCAGGGCAGAGCUCUUUCUGUCUGGAGUUAAGCGUUGUGGCGAGAGAGGUGAAGAGACCCCCGGUGUUUGUGGAAAAGCUCCAGAACACGGGCAUUGCCGAGGGGUCACCGGUGAGGCUGGAGUGCAGGGUGGUGGGCAUGCCCCCUCCUGUCAUCUACUGGAAGAAGGACAAUGAGAGUAUUCCUCUCAUGAAGGAGAGAUUAAGCAUGCACCAGGAUGCAACAGGAUAUGUUUGCCUGCUGAUUCAGCCGACUAAGAAAGAGGAUGCUGCGUGGUACACAGUAUCAGCUAAAAAUGAAGCAGGAAUUGUGUCAUGCACAGCUAGGCUGGACAUAUAUGCUCAAUGGCACCAGCAGAUCCCCCUGCCCAUGAAGACCUCGCGGUCAGCGGGGAGUCGCUAUGCCGCCCUGGCCAGCCAGGGCCUGGACGUCCACUCAGCCUUCCCAACCAUGGAAAACAACCCCAUCCUGUUCACUAGCACUCCUGCAGAAGCUGCAAUGGAGAGCGAGGAACUGUAGGGGGCAGUGUUACAUACCCGGCCCAUCACCUGCGGCUCUCACCCUAUAAAUACCACUUUUGUUUUGAAUGUAACCUUUCACCAGAAUUGCACCUUUGCUAAAGUCCAUUAGAGUCCAUGUCUUUCAGGUUUAAAGCGGUCAUGCACAGGAUAGGAAACAUCUUGAUAGGUCUUUGUUGACUCACUGUAAUUUGUUAUUCCUGGCAAUAACUUGUAUUACUUUUAAAAAGGCUUUUGUGUUGUAUAUUUUUCAGGUUUUUUCUACUACCUGUCAAAUGUGAUGGUGGCAUUGGGGCUGAAAAAGCUAACACUCAUGUUAGCAUACCUUACAAUUGUUCCUUUGUUUUAGAUAUUUUGUGUUUGAUUUUUUUCUUGUUUUCUAUUGCCAAAUUGUCAGUAUAAAAAGAUUGGAUCUUAAUAUAAUUAAAAAAUAUCCUUUAUUGCAGAUUUUGUGGUACUUUAACUGAGAUAAACUGAGCUGGUAUGCAUA
Anguilla anguilla (European eel) is the source of this 6131-nucleotide messenger RNA. RefSeq names its product myopalladin (gene mypn). The transcript has 21 exons. Lineage: Eukaryota; Metazoa; Chordata; Actinopteri; Anguilliformes; Anguillidae. The record is from RefSeq and is a predicted model, not a curated record. The coding region runs from base 204 to 5642 and encodes 1812 amino acids.